AUGGAUGUCACACUCAACGAGAUCGCCUAUCUUCUUACAGUGCCUGCGGGUGCACUGUCACUAGAUGAGUCGACACUUUAUGCCGUCAUCGAACAAGAUGGCCACCUUAUCGAGAAGCAAUGGGUCGGUGAUGAACUGAAGGACAACAUAUUCAUCGCGUCGUGUGCGGAGGGCUCACCAUCGGCCAAGUACCUUCUGAACGAGGAUGUUCGCCGUGUGUUCUUUGUGGAUGUCGAUCACGUUCUCCAGUGUUCCGAAUAUGACGAGUCGGACGAGGAGUGGAAUGAAGUACCUCUCGAGUCUGAAAGUCCUAUCAUUCUUCACCCCAAAAGUCAAAUGAGCGGCUGUUUCGAUGACCAAAACAAUCAGAUUAUCUUUUUUCAAACCCCCUCCGGUCAACUACAAGGCAUACGCGUCCUGGAAACUGGUGAAUGCAGCCCUUUGCCUGAGAUCUGGCACGAGUUUCAAAAUCACACAGCUUUUACAUCGGAUAAUGGAGCCAUUCAUUUCAUGUUCAUUGACGAUGACAAUCAAAUCCAUAAUGUAAUGUUGGAUUCAAACAGCAACACAUGGCAUGACAAACCUGUUCUGGGAGGUGGAUUUGGAGAACAUGACUUGAUCCGUUUUACGGCCACCUCGACAGAUGAGGCAGAUCUCGGAUUCCUAUCCGUCUCAUUGGAAGGGAAGGUUUUAUAUCUGAGUCCUCAAGGGGAGCUACGCGAGCUUGGACACCUCGAUAAUCAACGGUUCUCCGCCAAAUCAAGUGAGGAAUGUGUGAUUGAAAUUGCCAGGGGAGGGAAAAAGCUUGUGAAGGCCAUGUGUGGCUCAAAACGUUGA
Messenger RNA from Penicillium malachiteum, 837 nucleotides. RefSeq lists its product as uncharacterized. Lineage: Eukaryota; Fungi; Ascomycota; Eurotiomycetes; Eurotiales; Aspergillaceae. The record is from RefSeq and is a predicted model, not a curated record. The coding region runs from base 1 to 837 and encodes 278 amino acids. The transcript is spliced from 3 exons.